Messenger RNA from Peronospora belbahrii, 1650 nucleotides. The record is from the annotation of a GenBank genome assembly. NCBI's taxonomy places the organism in Eukaryota, Oomycota, Peronosporomycetes, Peronosporales, Peronosporaceae.
AUGCUGCGCAAUGUGUGGUUGCGCAAUGGCGCUUCAAUUCGACGGCUACUGUCAACGACGACACGUUAUCCAUCAAUGAAUGAAGCUGUGGAACGUUUUCAAAAUAUCUCAAGCUAUCAGCAGUACCCUCAUUUCUUUCCAGUGACCAUGUCAUUGCUGGAAUAUCAUGAAAAGUUCCAAGCUCUCGAGUCAAAAGCUCGAUGCACGGAAGAAUCCGUAGCAUUGGCAGGACGUGUGAUGGCUAUCCGUCAUGCCAGCAAGAAUCUCGUGUUUCUAGAUCUACAGAGUGACGGCCAUACGGUGCAAAUUUUGUCCGAAGUAAAGUACUUUGAAGGCCAACGAGAUGAUGCAAUUGAUGGAGAUAAAGAGACAGUCAAGAAAGAGUUUCGAGCGUUGCACGAGAGUCUUCGUCGCGGUGAUAUUAUUGGAGUGAAAGGCUUCCCAGGCAAGUCCGGCAAAGGAGAAUUAAGUAUUAUUCCGAGACAAUUACAAGUUCUAGCGCCUUGUAUACAACCUUUUCCAAAUAGCAAGUAUGGCAUCAAGGAACCGGAAAUCCGAUUCCGUAAAAAGUAUCUAGACCUGCUGGUUAAUCCAAGCGUACGUCCAGUAUUCGAGACACGUGCAAAGGUGAUUCGAGGAAUUCGCAGGUAUCUUGAAGACCGCAAUUUUAUUGAGGUUGAGACGCCGAUACUAUUUUCAGCGGCGGGUGGUGCGGCUGCCCAGCCAUUUUUGACCAAUUCACGGGCGCUCGGUAAGGAGCUGUAUUUGCGCAUUGCACCGGAGCUUUUUCUCAAGCAGCUUGUAAUCGGUGGCUUUGACCGUGUCUUUGAGAUUGGUAAAGUCUUUCGAAAUGAAGGUAUCGAUGCCACCCAUAAUCCAGAAUUCACCAUGUGCGAGUUCUAUCAAGCAUAUGCAGACUACAACGUGCUGAUGGAUACGGCAGAAGAGAUGAUCUCAAGCAUUGUUAAAGACGUGGCUGGGUCGUAUAAGAUCCAGUACCCGAUGGAAGAGGCGAGUGACGGAGCGACACAAACUUCUGAUGACGAGCCAUCCAUGGUGGAGAUUGAUUUCGCGCCUCCUUUCAAGCGUCUUCCGGUCCUUGAGACACUCGAGAUGUGUUUGGGUGAGAAGCUUCCAGACGUGAAUUUACCAGAUUCGAUACCGGCACUCUUGAAGCUGUGUGAACGACACAAUGUGGAUUUCUCCAGGCCGUACACAUGCAGUCGCCUAGUAGAUAAACUCAUCUCACAUUUUAUCGAGCCUAAGUGCGUGAACCCGACGUUCCUAUACAACCACCCAGUAUGUAUGAGUCCGCUCGCUAAAGCACAUCGCGAGCAGGAAGGUGUGACUGAGCGGUUUGAGCUUUAUGUGGCUGGAAAGGAGCUGUGCAAUGCGUACACGGAGCUGAACGACCCGUUUGAUCAGCGCCAGCGGUUUGCAGCGCAACAGGCGGACCAGCAGCGUGGUGACAUUGAGGCGCAGAGCAAGGACAACGAGUUCUGCACAGCUCUCGAAUACGGCCUACCACCAACAGGUGGUUUUGGCAUCGGUAUUGAUCGCCUCGUUAUGUUGCUGUCAAGCAAACCUCACAUCCGGGAAGUCAUCAUGUUCCCUGCAAUGAAACCCAAGCAGGACAAGGAGGAACCGUAA